Molecule: messenger RNA, 1125 nt
Organism: Penicillium psychrosexuale
Lineage: Eukaryota; Fungi; Ascomycota; Eurotiomycetes; Eurotiales; Aspergillaceae
Product: putative calcium/calmodulin dependent protein kinase
Exons: 3
Coding region: 1-1125 (374 amino acids)
Biological process (GO): protein phosphorylation
Cellular component (GO): cytoplasm
Molecular function (GO): ATP binding; protein serine/threonine kinase activity
Source: RefSeq, a predicted model, not a curated record
AUGUUGGCACGAAGGCCCCUCGCUCUAGCGAGCCGCCUUUACAAAAGCUCAACGUAUCUAAGCCCUCUCCAGCGCACAUCAUUCCCAGGACCAAAGCCUCUUUUCCAUCGCACAAUCAGUACAAUCCCAAGCAACCCUCUGCUUUCUACACGGUAUACCGGCCUAUCUGGUCGCACUUACACCAUCGAACAUGUUUUGCAGGAGGAAGUUUCCCCACCGCGUCAAGUCUAUCGUGCCUCGUCAGUAGACACCGAACCUUCCCAUAUUUACAUACAUGCUUAUACCUUCAGGGCGCAUGGUCACAAAUUCAUAUUAAAGUACAUACAUCCCGUCAACUUCGAAGAUCUCCAAGAAGUCAAUAAUCGCCUACAUAGCAACGCAAGCCAUGUCCGCCUUGCUGUAGACACUAUCCCCGACAAGUCUAUGUUUGUUUUCGAACACUUCACAGGUCAUCUCUUAACUCUUGCCCAGAAGGACUUGUCCCUUGCGGUAACCAAGAGAAUCCUCAAGGACGCCCUUACCGGGCUUGCUGAGCUUCACGAUCAGGAUAUCGUCCACACAGAUAUAAAACCAGACAAUGUCUUCAUCAACUGGCAAAAUCUCAAUGAUGAGAUUAUCGUCGACCAAGUCCAACUCGGUGAUCUGGAAGAUGCAGCUCAUAUCCCCCCAGGAUGCGACAUGAUCGGGAAACAAGCCGGCAACUGGAUGUGGAGGAGUCCCGAAGCCCACGCAGGAGGGCCUGUCAACAAACCUUCGGAUGUGUUCUCGUUUGCUCUUGUUUGCAUCUGCGCCGUUCAUAAGCGCAUCAUUUUUGCAGUUCGGGAAGAUGAGUUGGAGGAGGGUAUUGAACCUAUCGCUGUCGUAAUCGAGCGCCAGAUCUCCUACUUCGCAGAUGAAAACGGGCUCAAUGGAUUGUUGAAGCAUCUUGGUGACAAUCCAUGGGUUCGCGUUUUCGAAGUCACUUGGGAUGGAUUGGACCAGGAGACCCCGCGUGAGCCGUUCGCACUCUGGAAUGGUGUUGAUGAUGACUUCAAGAGUCUUGUUGGUGCCAUGACACGUUUUGAUCCGGGGGAACGGAUCACGGCGCGUCAGGCGUUGGAGCAUAAAUGGUUUGAGGGCGUUUGA